CCGGGGCGCAGAGGUUGUUGGGAGUUGUAGUCCGAGCUGCCGUUGGCGAUUGCGUGUGCCAGAACGCUGAGUGCGGGAGCCGCGACGGAUCGAAUAUUAAACGGAGGAAUUGAGAGUCUGAAGGGAGUCAUGUCAAUGUUGGGCACCUUGCCAGUGGUAGCAGAAGAGCUUCUGAAGAAAGUGAGACAGGUGUAUCAAGAACAGUCACAAUGUGAGUGAGUGGGAAAUCGGGCUGGUCAUGUGGGCUUAUAUGGAGAAGCAGAAACCAACAGUGACAGAUGAACUCCUUCUGGCACUCAAAUUUGUUUUCGGCCCAGCUGCCUUGCAUGCCUUAGAGCUGGUGGAUCGACGUUCAGUUACACUCGUCCAGUCACCUAGUGGAAGAUCGCUGUACCAGCUCCCAAUCCUGGACGUCAUGGUAGAGCACAAGACAAAUGGGGAGCUCCAAACGAAAGUACACCGAAAAGCCACACACACGGACCAGGUACUGAACUUCAACAGUGACCAUCCCAGCACACACAAAGGUAGCUGCGUGCGAACACUGUUUAAACGGGCAACAACACACUGCAGCAACAUGGAACUAUGCCAAGAGGAAGAAGAAUAUCUCUUCCAGGUCUUCAAGGAUAAUGAAUAUCCAAAAAACAGGGAUGGAUCCAAAAAAGAAGAUGCCCUACACGAACAUCAGGAAGAUAUUACAUGCCCCGACACGCUCAUCACAUUACCCUACAUUAGGAACACACUGGAACUAACCACAAGACUCCUACGACUGCUGGGCAUCAGAGUGGCACACAAGCAUACAUCAACCCUACGACAACUGCUCACCCAAACUAAAGACCCACUCCCCGCCGUGGACAGGACCAACGUCAUCUAUAAGAUCCCCUGCAGAGACUGUGAGAAGCCCUACAUCGGACAAACAGGAAGGAAACUAACAACAAGGGAACACGAACGCCAACUGGCUACAAAAAGACACGACCAAUACUCACCUCACCUCAAUCCACAUGGACAAGGAGAACCACCGUUCAACUGGGGCAACACCAAAAUCCUGGGACAAGCUAUGCAGAGACACACGGGAAUUCCUAUAAGCCUGGUACUCCACGAAGAAAGCCAUUAAUAAACACAUAGAACUCGACCUCAUAUACACUCCACUACAAAGGAAAACCGGAAGUAAGUUGAUCCAGCUCAACGGACUCCAGAGUUUAAACUCCAUGCAGGAAAACACACCGACGCUUCAACGCAGGCUGCACUGAUGAUGUUACCAAGCACGGUAACAAAACAUCUGCGGAACAACAAACCAGCUCGGUGAGCCAACCAACCUCAAUAUUUGAGAGGUCUGUUCAAAAGUAUGAUAACAAUGGGAGAGGAAUAGUUCUUGAAUCUAUUUCUGAAGAAGGCUCCAGACCUGAAAUGUCAGCUUUCCUGCUCCUCUGAUGCUGCUUGGCCUGCUGUGUUCAUCCAGCUCCACACCUUGUUACCUUGAAUCUAUUCAUAUGUGUAUUCAAACUUUUAUAUCCUAUGCCUGACAGAAACAGAUGGAAGAGAGUGUAACCAGGCUUGGAGGGGUCUUUGAUUAUGUUGGUUGCUUUUCCAAGGCAGCAGGAAGUGUAGAGUCACUGAAUAGAAAGCUGGUUUGUGUGAUGGAUCAGACUGUGUCCACAACUCUCUAUAGUCUCUUGCAGUCUUAGGAAGAGCAGUUGCCAUGCUACACUGCGGUGCAUCUGUAAAACUUGUGAAGAGAUGGAUCAUCCACUCAGCACUUCUGGAUGAAGAUUGCUGUGGAAGCCAACCUUAUCUUUUGCACUGAUGUUCUGGCCUCCCCCAUUAUCGAGGUUGGGGAUAUUUAUGGACCCUCCUCCUCCAAUGAGUUGUUCAAUUGUCCGUCACCAUUCACGACUGGAUGUGGCAGGACCGCAGAUCUUUGAUCUGAUCCAUUGGUUGUGGUAUUGUUUAGCUCUGUCUGUCACUUGCUGCUUAUGCUGUUUGGUGUGCAAGUAGUCCUGCUUGGUGGUUUCGCCAGGUUGAUACCUCCUCUUCAGGUGUGCCUGGUGCUGCUCCUGGCAUGCCCUCCUGCACACUGUUGAUCCAGGGUUGAUCCCCUGGCUUGAUGGUAAUGGUUGAGUAGGGGAUAUACCAGGCCAUGUGGUUACAGAUUGUGCUGGAGUAUAGUUCUGCUGCUGAUUGCCCACAGUGCCUCAUGGAUGCCCAGUCUUGAGCCACUAAAUCUGUUCAAAGUCUGUCCCAUUUAGAAUGGUGAUAGUGUCUCUCAACACAAUUGAGGGUGUUCCCAGUAUGAAGGUGGGACUUUGCCUCCAUGAGGCAGUCUCUCUUACUGAUACUGUCAAGGACAGAUGCAUCUGCAGUCAGCAGAUUGGUAAGGAUGAGGUCAAAUAUGUUUUUCCCUCUUGUUGGUUCCCUCACGACCUGCCGCAGACCCAAUCUAGCAGCUAUGUCCUUGAGGACCCAACCAGCUCAAUCAGUAGUACUGCUACUGAGUCACUCUUGGUAAUGUGCAUUGAAAUCCCCCACCCAUAGUACAGUGUGCACCCUUGUCUCCCUCAGUGGUUCUUUUCAGUGAUCCUCAACAUGGAGGAGGAGCACUGAUUCAUCAGCAGCAGGAGGAUGGUGCAUGGUAAUCAGCAGGAGGUUCCCUUGCCCAUGUUUAACCUGAAGACAUGAGACUUCAUAGGCUCCACAGUCAAUGUUGAGGCCUCCCAAGCCAACUUCUUCCUGAUUGUAUACCACUGUUCUGUCACCCCUGCUGGGUCUGUCAUGCCAGUGACGCAGGACUUUUCCAGGGAUAAUGAUGAUAGUGUCUGGGACAUUCUCUGUUAGGUAUAGAACAUUACAGCACAGUACAGGCCCUUCGGCCCUCGAUGUUGUGCCGACCUGUCAUACCGAUCUCAAGCCCAUCUAACCUACACUACUCCAUGUACGUCCAUAUGCUUGUCCAAUGACGACUUAAAUGUACCUAAAGUUGGCGAAUCUACUACCAUUGCAGGCAAAGCGUUCCAUUCCCUUACUACUCUCUGAGUAAAGAAACAACCCUGACAUCUGUCCUAUAUUUUUCACCCCUCAAUUUAUGCCCCCUCGUGCUCGCCGUCACCAUCCUAGGAAAAAGGCUCUCCCUAUCCACCCUAUCUAACCCUCUGAUUAUUUUAUAUGUCUCAAUCAAGUCACAUCUCAACCUUUUUCUCUCUAAUGAAAACAGCCUCAAGUCCCUCAGCCUUUCCUCAUAAGACCUUCCCUCCAUACCAGGCAACAUCCUAGUAAAUCUCCUCUGCACCCUUUCCAAAGCUUCCACAUCCUCCUUGUAAUGCGGUGACCAGAACUGUACACAAUACUCCAAGUGCGGUCGCACCAGAGUUUUGUACAGCUUCACCAUAACCUCUUGGUUCCAGAG
This is a messenger RNA of Stegostoma tigrinum, 3397 nucleotides long. RefSeq names its product zinc finger, SWIM-type containing 7 (gene zswim7). The transcript has 5 exons. Gene Ontology annotation, cellular component: Shu complex. Gene Ontology annotation, molecular function: zinc ion binding. The record is from RefSeq and is a predicted model, not a curated record. Gene Ontology annotation, biological process: double-strand break repair via homologous recombination. Bases 239 to 1111 code for a protein of 290 amino acids. NCBI's taxonomy places the organism in Eukaryota, Metazoa, Chordata, Chondrichthyes, Orectolobiformes, Stegostomatidae.